CCCUUCCGUCACACGCCACGCCCCUUCCGGUCUCCGCCCGUGCGGCACCAUAGAGUUGGCCCGUUCUCCCGUCACAGAGCGGCCCGAGUGAAGGGUAGAGCGGCCGCGGGGGAAACAUGGCGGCGGUCGCGCUGCGCUCCCUGCCUGGGCGGGCGCUGUGCUGGCGUCUUUUCGGGGGGGUGUCCCCGCAGCGCGGCUACCGCGGGACAUCCCCCGGGGACUCGGGGAAGGACGUACUGGAGAUCCCGCUGCCCCCCUGGCAGGAACGGCCCCACGAGCCGCUGGAGACCAAGCGCGCGCGGCUGCUGUACGAGAGCCGCAAGAGAGGGAUGCUGGAGAACUGCAUCCUGCUCAGCCUCUUCGCCAAGGAGAACCUGAACCGCAUGAGCGAGCAGCAGCUCAACCGCUACGACCGGCUCAUCAACGAGCCCAGUAACGACUGGGACAUUUAUUACUGGGCCACAGAAGCCAAGCCCACACCGGCCGAGUUCGAGACGGACGUGAUGGCCAUGCUGAGGGACUUCGCCAGGAACGAGAAGAGGGAGCAGCGGCUGCGGCAGCCGGACCUAGAGUAUCUCUUUGAGCCGCCCCGCUGAUUCUGGGGGUCUCCUGCUCCCCCCGUCCCCUGGUACAGAGGAGGGACAGAAACACAGACGCUGCCACCCUCCCAGUGACUCUCCUCCCUCGGACUCAGGACACGGCGAAUAAAGCCGUGGCUGCUGCUC
Columba livia (rock pigeon) is the source of this 725-nucleotide messenger RNA. It is a transcript of the gene SDHAF2, whose product is annotated as succinate dehydrogenase complex assembly factor 2. The coding region runs from base 117 to 596 and encodes 159 amino acids. Gene Ontology annotation, cellular component: mitochondrion. NCBI's taxonomy places the organism in Eukaryota, Metazoa, Chordata, Aves, Columbiformes, Columbidae. The record is from RefSeq and is a predicted model, not a curated record. The transcript is spliced from 4 exons. Gene Ontology annotation, biological process: mitochondrial electron transport, succinate to ubiquinone; protein-FAD linkage; mitochondrial respiratory chain complex II assembly.